Aethina tumida (small hive beetle) is the source of this 1128-nucleotide messenger RNA. Its product is annotated as sensory neuron membrane protein 2-like. Gene Ontology annotation, molecular function: scavenger receptor activity. The record is from RefSeq and is a predicted model, not a curated record. Bases 1 to 1128 code for a protein of 375 amino acids. The transcript is spliced from 7 exons. Gene Ontology annotation, cellular component: membrane; cytoplasm. NCBI's taxonomy places the organism in Eukaryota, Metazoa, Arthropoda, Insecta, Coleoptera, Nitidulidae.
AUGAGGCACCUGCUCAGCCAUAAGGUGCUUGUGGCCUGCGGAUUGUUUGGGGUUGCUUUUCUAAUUAUCGGCACUUUAAUUUGUUAUAAAUUCAUACCGGACAUGGUUGACAACAAAUUGUGGGAGACUAAGGUGUUACAGAAUGACACCCCUCAAAUGAAAGUGUUUGAAAAGACUCCAUUUCCAUUCACUUUUAAAGUUUACAUGUUUAACAUUGAGAAUCCAGAACAAAUAUUAAAAGGUGAAAAACCACUUGUAAAAGAAGUUGGACCUUACGUUUACAAGUUGUAUCGACGGAAUGAAGACAUUAGUUGGAACUCAACGACGAAGGACAUAUCGUACAAACCGUACGAGACGUACAUAUUUGAUAAAGAAGCAUCUGCUCCUAGAUCAGAUGAAGAGUUGGUCACCAUUAUUAACACGCCAUUAAAUACAUUUUUAAUGACCGUCGAGGACAUGUCCCCGGACUCUCUGGCCACCGUCGACUCAGCAAUACCCGGAGUUUUCGGCGAGCACAGCGGAAUCUUCAUUAAAGUUAAGGUCAAAGACUACCUGUUCGAGGGCAUAAAAAUGUGCGAGGGUGGCGGAAAGAAGGGCGGCUUCGCCGUCAAGAUGAUCUGCUCGCAGAUGGUCAGCAAGGCGGAGACUGCUGAGGCGAUGAGGGUCUUGGAGGACUCCGUGUCCUUCGCCAAUCUGCGACACAAAAAUACCACCUCUCGGGGGUUAAUGACGAUCAAAUCAGGGGUGGAUGCCAAAGAAGAUGCUGGCGAGCUGAUUAUGUUCAACAACAAAAAGUACAUGGACGUCUGGAAAGUACCUAAGUCUGUUUGUAACUUGGUACAUGGAAAAACAAAUAUUUUCCCCAACAACAUAAAAACCAGUUUAUCUUUCGACACAUUCAGUCCUGACGUUUGUAGGACUGUCACAAUGAAAUAUAAACGUGACGAAACAGUAAAAGGUUUGAAUGGAUACAGAUUUGUCACUUUAAACAGCACCUUUUGGAACCUGAAAAAUACAUCAAAUAAUUGUUACUGUGCAAAUACAUCCAGAACCUUGGACGGAAAUGUGGCUUGUCUGAAUGAUGGAUUAAUGGACUUGACUUCAUGUAGUGGGAGUAAGAAAUUCUAA